Lytechinus variegatus (green sea urchin) is the source of this 1707-nucleotide messenger RNA. Its product is annotated as sialin-like. Gene Ontology annotation, biological process: monoatomic anion transport; transmembrane transport. Gene Ontology annotation, molecular function: transmembrane transporter activity. NCBI's taxonomy places the organism in Eukaryota, Metazoa, Echinodermata, Echinoidea, Temnopleuroida, Toxopneustidae. The record is from RefSeq and is a predicted model, not a curated record. The transcript has 10 exons. The coding region runs from base 1 to 1587 and encodes 528 amino acids.
AUGGUAUCGCCAGAUCCAAUUCACGAGGACGCCCAUCGUCGAUCCGAUUAUGUGUACAGUGACGAAGCAUCAUUGGCGAGGAACGAUCUCGACGAUGAUGACCAUGAACGGAGUAUAGAACUCGGAGAGAAGAAUCCAUUGUUGGCCGACAAGAAAAUACAAGGAAAAGGAGAAGGCAGAUGCUAUUUUCCAAAGCGUUACGAGCUACUCUUACUUGCUUUCUUUGGCUCUGGCAUGAUGUAUGCAAUGCGCGUCAAUGUCAGUGUAACCAUUGCAGUGAUGACGAACGCCACUUUUACAACUCAACCAGCGGGGCAGAAUGACACAGUGGAAACGUGCUGGUCACCAAACACGACACAUGAAGAUGAAUAUGGGCAGGAAGGAGGGGAGUUCUUAUGGUCUAGUCACGAACAAGAGCUCGUCCUCGCAGGUUUUUUCUAUGGCUACACCGUCGCACAGAUACCCAGUGGCUGGCUGACGGAUAAGAUCGGAGGCACUCGGGUCUUCGGAAUAUCCAUGUUCCUUUCGGCAGCCGUCAGUCUGUUCAGCCCGAUUGCAGCCGAACUCGGCUCUUCGUACUUUCUCGCUGUCAGGGUCUUGUGCGGUAUCGGUGAGGCAGGUACUUACCCGGCGUUGGGAUCAAUGGUAGCACGUUGGUUUCCUCCAAAAGACUUCUCGGCAGCUUUUUCAAUUGCAAUAUCGAGUGGAAAAUUUGGAGCAUUCAUCGGGACUGUACUGUCCGGUCUUAUAUCCAGUUCAGAUUUGCUUGGUGGAUGGCCGUUGACGUAUUACACUUUUGGUGGAUUUACGCUUUUGUUAGUUUUGGUAUGGAUUGUCCGUAUUUACGAGACCCCUGGCCGUCAUCCAAGGAUAUCAGCUCAAGAGAAGGAAUAUCUUUCAACAACCGUUAUCACCGAGAAGACGGAGAAGAUAUCCAUACCCUUUGUUGCCAUGUUCACAUCUAUUCCCGUUUGGGCCAUUAUCAUGACAUCUUUCGGUGCGUCGUGGACAAAUCAGUUGCUCUUCACAAAUCAACCCAUCUACCUCAAGCACGUUCAAGGAAUGGAUAUUGAACUGAUUGGUAUCACUGCUGCCAUCCCCUUUCUUGUCGAGUUCUCGUUUUUGGUACUGGGUGGCAUGAUCAGCAACAAGCUGAUAAGUAAGGAGUUCUUGAGUACAGGAGCUACAAGAAAAUUGGUAACCUUUAUCGGACUAACCAUAUCAGCAAUAUUUUACCUUCUUCUUGCGUUCGUUGGUUGCAACACCGCCCUCUCCGUCCUGUUCAUGAUAGGCGCAUGUGGCUUCAAUGGGGUCUGCAGUUCCGGCUACUACGUAAACCUGAUGGACAUAGCGCCUAGACUUGCAGGAAGUCUGAUUGGUUUGGUCAAUUCUGCAUCAGCCCUUUCUGGAGGACUAAGUCCGAUUGUUGUUGGAGCUCUUACUCCUAACCAGUCUGACAUUACAGGUUGGCAAACGGUCUUUCUUUCCUGCUUCGGAAUCAAUUUGCUGGCAUGUUUGAUAUUCAUGGUAUUUGGAAGUGGAAAAGAGCAGAACUGGGCAAAGCAAACUGAAUAUGACAAGUUGUGAUUUUGGUUUCAUUUGGCGAUUCAGCGAUUUGCUUGCAGUCAUCGAUUCUCUUUUCAUCUGGGGCCCUUUUCCUAAAGGACUUACAACUGUCAUAACUUGGUAACAGGGCUCAGCAGCCAA